Prinia subflava (tawny-flanked prinia) is the source of this 1547-nucleotide messenger RNA. It is a transcript of the gene IL10RB, whose product is annotated as interleukin 10 receptor subunit beta. Gene Ontology annotation, cellular component: plasma membrane. The record is from RefSeq and is a predicted model, not a curated record. Gene Ontology annotation, biological process: cytokine-mediated signaling pathway. The transcript has 7 exons. Bases 163 to 1206 code for a protein of 347 amino acids. Gene Ontology annotation, molecular function: protein binding; interleukin-10 receptor activity. NCBI's taxonomy places the organism in Eukaryota, Metazoa, Chordata, Aves, Passeriformes, Cisticolidae.
CUGCCCCGUGCCCGGUGCCCGCCCGGGGGAAGCGGAAGGGUUCGGGUGCCGGGGCUGCCCCGUGCCCGGUGCCCGCCCCGGGGGAAGCGGAAGGGUUCGGGCGCCGGGGCGGUGCCGCUCCCGCGGCCAUGGCGCGCAGGGAGCGCGGCUGAGGGAGCCGCCAUGGCCGCCGCGCUGCGCGCCGCGCUCUGCAGCGGGCUGCUGCUCUGCGCUUCUGGGAUGAUCCCAAAGCCCCGAAACGUAAGAAUCACUUCAGUCAAUCUUAAAAGCAUCUUGCAGUGGGAUGCACCAAGGUUCCCCAAAGAGAACCUCACCUACACUGUCCAGUACAAGAGCUCCAGCCUCCGAGGGGACGCCCCGCGCACGCUGAGGACGGGGCUGCGGCAGCCGCGCUGCGACGUGUCCGCGCUGUCGCCGUACGUGCGCUACACCCUGCGGCUGUGCGCCCGCGCCGGCCCGCGCCGCUCCCGCUGGGCCACCCUCAGCUUCAGAGCCAUGGACGACACCACCAUCGGCCCCCCCGAGGUGAGGCUGAGGUCGGAGGCCGGGGCUCUGCACGUGGAUUUCUCGGGGCCCUUUGCGCAGCGCCAGCAGGAGGGGUGGCCCCUGCGGCAGUACUACGGCUCCUGGGCAUACAGGAUCCUCUACUGGAGAGACAGCACGGACACACAGCCAGGCUCUGCCCCACGGGUGUCCCAGGUGGACACCACCCACAACUCUGAGGUGCUGUCCCAGCUGGAGCCGUGGACACUUUACUGUGUGCGAGUGCAGGCCGUGGUUCCCGAGCUGAACAAGAGCGGGGAGCUGAGCACGGAGCUCUGUGAGCAGACAACACACAACGGUGUAACCCCUGUGUGGAUAACUGUGACUGUUCUGGUGGGAUCCAUGCUGGUCAUGGUCACAGCUGUCACCGCUGGUUUCUUCUGCAGUUUUUAUCUGUACAGACUCGCCAAACACAUUUUCUGCCCUUCCUACGUUUUCCCACAACACUUGAAAGAGUUUUUGAGCAAACCUGCCAGUGCCCCACAGCCCUUCCCUCCCGUUGCCCAAGAGGAGCUCCUGGUCUGUGACGAGCUGACUGUGCUGGCAGAGCCACCCCAAACCCCCAGUGAGGGCAGUGGGGCCAGCAGGACCCCAGAGCACCCCCAGGACUCUGCACAGGGAGACUCUGACUCGGGACUGGGAACAGCCUCAGGAGAAGCCUGAACGUCCUCCUCAUCCUUCUUGGAAAAGGAGAAGCAAAUGGACUUCUGGGUUUAUCUCAUUGCUGCAUUCUCCAGCAGGAAAAAUCCACAGACUUUUGACAGAAUCAUUUUAUUUUUUUAACUACAAGGAACUUGGCUCUAAAUGAGGAAUGAAAUGAUCCACAACUUCUGCCACUGUUGGUUGUGGCUCCCUCAGGAGUUGUAGUGAUUCUGGCUCUGAUUGUGACAUUAAAAAGCAAAGUCGUAUUUAUAUGUAACACUAAUUAAUUUUACUUUGAUGAACUAUUUAUUGCAAAACCCAAUCAAAAUGUUUAUAAAAGAAAAUAGUAUUUUGUAAGGAAA